Messenger RNA from Colletotrichum siamense, 1881 nucleotides. It is a transcript of the gene proS, whose product is annotated as Proline--tRNA ligase. Gene Ontology annotation, biological process: prolyl-tRNA aminoacylation. The transcript is spliced from 8 exons. The record is from RefSeq and is a predicted model, not a curated record. Lineage: Eukaryota; Fungi; Ascomycota; Sordariomycetes; Glomerellales; Glomerellaceae. Gene Ontology annotation, molecular function: ATP binding; proline-tRNA ligase activity. The coding region runs from base 1 to 1881 and encodes 626 amino acids. Gene Ontology annotation, cellular component: cytoplasm; mitochondrion.
AUGCCCACAGACAUAACUCUGCAUAAGCUGGCAGACUUCACCUACAAUCUUGGCCAGGGUCUCGGCCAUGUUUUCGACACUAUCAUAGCGAGCCUGCUCGGCAUCGACUUUCCGCAAUAUGGACCCCUACUGGAGGCAUUACUGCUGGGAAAGAUGAAGCCGGGAACAGGUGCUCACGACAAGCUCAUUCGUGCAGGGUUCCUCAGACAGUCUCACAUGGGAGUUUUCCACCUCCUGCCCCUCGGUAGGCGUGUCCAAAUGAAACUCGAGGGUCUGAUCGAUCAUUACAUGCAAAAUUUGGGGGCCUCCAGGGUGUCUCUAUCAACCAUAACAUCCAAGGAGCUCUGGCACAGAAGUGGUCGCCUAGCCCAGCUAGAAUCAGAGCUUUUCGCAUUCGAGGAUCGCAAAGGGGCCCAGUAUAUGCUGUCACCCACACACGAGGAAGAAAUCACUUCCCUAGUAGCGAAGACUGUCAGGUCUUACAAGGAGUUGCCCCUUCGCCUUUAUCAGAUCACUCGCAAGUUUCGUGAUGAGUUGCGGCCACGGCAUGGCCUUCUUAGAUCCCGCGAGUUUACCAUGAAGGACCUGUAUACUUUUGACGUCUCAUCUGAAGCGGCGUUGGAGACGUAUCACAAAGUCCAAGCUGCUUAUAAGGGUGUCUUUGAAGCUUUGAAGCUGCCAGUGAUGGUGGCCAAGGCCAGCUCUGGCGAUAUGGGAGGCGAUCUCAGCCACGAAUACCAUCUGCCGGCCCUUGUUGGGGAGGACACAGUCAUUGUCUGUGGUUCUUGCGAUUAUGCUGCUAAUACCGAGGUGGCAGAAACUCGCAAGGACGUUACGAAGCUGAAUAGUCACCCCACGGUCGAAAACACCAAAGUGUCCGCUGUGAGAGUAUGGCGAGGGAUCAGCAAGGACCGCUCGACCCUGGUCAAUGUAUGGUACCCAGCACAAAUUUCAGGGGAGACGAAAAUGGAGGAAACAACAGACGUUGACGUAAGCAUACCUGCCGUGAAAUCUAUUAUUCCCGGCUUGGACGCAAGCGUCGAUGACGCUCUGCGUCUCUGGCCCCGUGCUGUCGAAUGUCAGCAUACAACUGGGCAAGCCGCCGCAAAGUCGCCGAGGCUAGUAAACCUGAUCGACUUCAGACUGGCGGCACAGGCUGAGGAGUUGCUACUUCAAGAGGCAAAGUUGUGGCCUUUACCACGAUGGGAGACGGCAAAGUCAAAGUUGGAUGCUAUCACGAUCAUGGAGGACCGGAGCGGUCAGGGCCUGAAUCUCCUGGCGGUUCGUGCAGGGGACAGGUGUCCAAGCUGCGAGAGCGGCAUUCUGAGAGUACAGAAGGCCCUGGAAGUUGGGCACACGUUCCAUCUAGGGACGAGAUACUCGCAGCCCCUCGGGGCGACGGUUUCCGUGCCGAUGGGUACAGCGGCCGCAAACGGGACAAGUCAACCCUUGGCUACCGAAAAGACGGUUCCGAUGCAGAUGGGGUGUCACGGGAUUGGAGUGUCUCGUCUUAUCGGUGCAAUGGUUGAGCAUUUGGCAGACGAAAGGGGGCUACAGUGGCCGAGGGUUGUCGCUCCCUACGAGGUCGUUGUGAUAUCAUCAACAGACUUAGCCGACGAGGCUGGGAAUGUCUACGAUGAACUAACGAUGCCCAGAACCGGAAUGUUGGAACCAGAGGCAGUAUUGGAUGACCGCGCCUUAUCAUUGUCAUGGAAGCUCAAGGAUGCAGAUUUGGUAGGAUACCCCGUGGUGGUGGUCCUCGGUAAAGCGUGGAAGCAGAAUGAGGGCUGCGAAGUGCAGUGUAGGAGACUGGGCGUCAGAGAAACGGUGCCGCUGUCAGGAGUCCGUCGACGGGUAACAGAGUUGUUGGAGAAGCUGUAA